Molecule: messenger RNA, 5582 nt
Organism: Hemicordylus capensis (graceful crag lizard)
Lineage: Eukaryota; Metazoa; Chordata; Lepidosauria; Squamata; Cordylidae
Gene: TRIOBP
Product: TRIO and F-actin binding protein
Exons: 22
Coding region: 170-4789 (1539 amino acids)
Biological process (GO): actin filament organization; positive regulation of substrate adhesion-dependent cell spreading
Cellular component (GO): actin cytoskeleton
Molecular function (GO): actin filament binding
Source: RefSeq, a predicted model, not a curated record
UGUAUUCAUUGUUAAAAAACAGGAGACCGCGGUAGCAAGUGUUUCGAGAGCAGCAGAAUUAUAGAGGUGUAUAGUAAGGAUUGUAUGCUGAAGGGGGCGUUUCUACUAUUUUUCCCGCUAGCCCUUUAAAACCGCAUGCCUGAGAGACCUUUCCUUUCCUGCAUGGACCAUGUCAGAAAUUGCUGAUAAUGUUCUCUGUGAGAAGUUUGAAGCCAAUAUAUUUGCCAAGAGCCGGUGCCAGAACUGUUUUCGAACGGCUAGUGCACACCACCCUGGUGACCAGGCAGCAGAAGCACAUGCACUGAAAACUCUUGAAGGUGGAGAUGCUACCAAAGAAUCCAGUCUCUGUGAGCCGUGUGACCCCUUGUGCAUCUUAGUGCCCCAGUGUGAGCUGUAUGUAUGCCUGGGAUCUGAGGACACAACUGAGAGCUGGCAAGAAAGCUUGGAGUACACCCAGCUCAGCAGCAGAGCUGAGGAAGAAUUCGAGGAAGCCACUGACUGUCAUGACACCAGCACCGUCACCAGCAUUGAUACAGACACCAAUGCCACACUCUGUAGGGACUGGGAAAUGACCAGGCUCCUUGAGAGCAUUUUGGAAUCUGACAAAGACGACAUGAUGUACUAUGCAGGCCAGAAGCAAGAGGUACGACCUGAAAACCUUCAUUCUGAUCUACCCAGAUGGACUGAGACAGCAGCAUCCUCUAGGUCUUGUGGAAGAAUAGAGUCAUGGAGUUGUCUGAAACCAGAUCCCAGAGCUGUCAACCAGGAUUGUGGGGAAGCCAGGAAGAAGCAUCACGCAGAGAGUGGCUAUUUCUCUCUGGAGCGUCGGAAGUCCGAACCGAACCGGGCUUCUUCCCCACCCCGUAUCAGCCGCAGCGCUUUGCCUGCCCAUGGUGAUGUCACGGGGACAGGCAGGUGGCCGGCAUCAUCCUUCAGCUCGGCAGACUCUGACCUGAGUUGGCGUACAAGCGGCAGCAGCGAGGGCCGGCAUGGACUGAUGAGGCAGGAGUACACGGUAUUGGCUGACCUCCCCAAGCCAAAGCGGCUCAACCACCGGCAGGCAUUUGAAAAAGACCGCAGCAGCUCCCGCACCCGUAGUCCUGGCCGGGCAGAGGUGGAGCGAAUCUUUGGACACGAGCGCAGGAAGUCGGAGACCCUGGGGGCCUUCCAAGCCCUGGAGGAGGGGCUCCUAGACCGGCUGGACAGUAAGAGCCUGAAGCUGGCCAAGGAAGGACGGCUAGUCAGAAGGAAAUCCAGCCCCACUCUGCGGAGAGAAGUGAACAAAAAAACCCCUUGGGAGGCGGAACAGCCCAGCAGAAGCAGAGGAGAAUCCCUGCGCUUGGGGAGACCUGAACUGCGGCCCGAGAGAAGCAGCAGGAGCCAAGGCGAGCCUCUGUGCCCGGGGAGUCCAACUCAGCGAAAGGAGAGGGAGAGCAGGAGCAGAGGGGUGUCUCAUCAGGCAGCGGCUCCUCAGGCAGCGGCUCCUCUGGAGAGAGAGAGGAGGAAACGGGAGGAGCCCGUGCACCAUCAGAGAGCGGGGAGAGAGAGGACUUCCCUUCAUGCCACGAGUCCUGGGAAGCAAACGGAUAAUAGCAGAAAGAGCCAAACGGAGCCCUCGCAUCACAAGAGCUCAGGGAAGACCUCGGACACGAAAUGGAAAACCUGCCUGAAUGCCUUGCACGGUGCCAGCCCUGGAAAGAGCUUGGACAAGAGUCAAGCAAGCCACCGGAGGGGCUUGCAAGAGCUGAGCAAGCCACAAGAGAGGUUCAGAGAAAGUGACCGGAAGGCCCGUGGCAAACCUUUGCUCCCCAUAGACACUGCCGAGCAUCCGAGAAAGGACACACAAGACGACAGAGGAGCCAUGCGUGCUCUCAGCCCAGGGAGGGGAGUGACAGCCAGUGGGAAAGGUGGGCAGACCCUCAGUCCUCCAAGAUGCACGGGGGAUAGUUGGGGAGCCCAAAGAGAGUUCAGGCGUGCUCUCAGCCCGGGAAGAGAUGCUGGGAUUGGCCUGAAAAGUCACGGGGAGGCUGGGGGUAUGUUCAGUCCUGGGAGAUGCACAGGCGGAGGUCAGAGAGAGACCAAGCGCGCUCUCAGCCCGGGAAGAGAUUCUGGGAUUCGUCUGAAAAGUCACGGGGAGGCUGGGGGUAUGUUCAGUCCUGGGAGGUGCCCAGGUGGAGGCCAAAGAGACACUGCACGCUCCUUCAGCCCAGGAAGAGAUGUUGGGAUUGGCCUGAAAAGCCAAGGGGAGGCUGGGGGUAUGCUUAGUCCUGGGAGAUGCACAGGUGGAGGCCCAAGAGAGAGUGGGCGCUCCCUCAGCCCAGGAAGAGGCAGAGAAGGCAGCUGGAGCAGCUCUGGAGAGGUCAGACGUUCUCCUAGUCCUGGGAGGCCAGUGGAGGGUAGCUGUUCAUGCCCAAAGCAGGCAAGAGGCUGUGCUGUUCAUGGGCAACCCGCAGAGCACAGCUGGGAAAGCCAACAGGAGGCCCCUGCCAGGAACCGAAGGACCUGCACAGAUAGUGACUGGCCUGAUGAAGCAGAGCCAUUGAACCCUUUUGCACUUAUGAAAGAGAGUGACUGGAAGGGUUAUGGCAAAUCCUUACGGCCCACAAGUCCAUCGGUUACUAAGCAGCAGGUGGUGGGCAAAGGAGAGCUCCCUCACUCCUUGAAUCCAGCCUGGAGAUCAGAGACUGGCCAGAAGAGUCAAGAAGGGCCUUUAGGCCAUGUCCAUCCCAUGCAGCUCUUGGAAAGGGAGUGGGGACGUCCAGGAGAAUACCUGCAUUCCACGAAACCAGAACAGCAGCCAUUGGGGAGUCACCGAACACACCAAGGGAGUUCAACAGGAUGGAUGGAGGAUGAGUGGAACGAUCAGGGAAGGUGUCCAGGUCUCAUGAGGCUAGAGAAGCAAGUGGAGAAUGACUGUCGUAACGAGGAUAAGCUCUUGCACCAGCAUCAUCUGGAUGGAGGACCACCUGUGGCAAAUGUCCGUUCCUCAAGAAGCCAAGACCUGUAUCUGAGCACCAGUAAGAAACACCAGCCAGACCUUCUCAAUUUCAAGAAGGGAUGGAUGUCCAUAUUGGAAGAGCCUGGAGAGUGGACGAAGCACUGGUUUGUGCUGACAGACUCGAGCCUGAGAUACUACAGGGACUCCAAUGCUGAGGAGGCAGACGAUCUGGAUGGGGAGAUUGACCUACGCUCCUGCACCGAUGUGACGGAAUAUUCAGUGCAGCGCAACUAUGGCUUCCAGAUACAUACUAAAGAUGGUGUCUUCACACUGUCUGCGAUGACAUCGGGAAUCCGGCGGAACUGGAUCGAGGCACUGAGAAAAAGCGUGCGUCCUGGCAGUGUGCCAGAUGUGACAAAGCUAUCUGACUGCAAUAAGGAGAACUCCUUCCGGAGCUACGGAUCACAGAAGAGCAGAUCGGAGGAGCAGCGGCCAGGCGCAGGCUCGGAGGUUAUAUCCAGAGGUGGCGGCAGCAGCAGGAAAGCAGAUGGGCAGCGCCAUGCUUUUGACUACGUUGAGCUGUCUCCCUUGCAGCAGGGACCUUUAAAUCAGGGGUCCCCACAACGGACCAGGGGGAGCGUAAGAGCUGCUGAUGGAACAGCCAAGCGGGAGGACCUGGAGCGGGACUUGGCCCACCGCUCAGAGGAAAGGCGGAAGUGGUUUGAGUCCCCAGCCAGUGGAGUCCUGCAGACGGAUGGCUUGGCAGGGGAACAUUACCCCACAGCAGGUGGCCCGGAGCCUUCAGGGCCUCCCCUCUCAGUGGCUCAGAGGAAUCGCCUAAGUGAGGAGAUUGAGAAGAAAUGGCAGGAGCUGGAGCGCCUGCCCCUGAAGGUCUCCAAGCGGGUACCACUGAUGGCCCUGCUGAACCAGGGCAAAGGAGGCCACAGCGAUGCAAACGAGGCCCUGGAAAAAGAGGUGCAGGUCCUGAGGUCACAGCUGGAGUCCUUGCAUGUCCAAAGUGAGGAAAAAUCCCACCGAGAUGGGCACACACCUCGAGGCUACAUCUCUCAGGAGGCCUGCGAACGCAGCUUGGCCGAGAUGGAGACUUCCCACCAGCAGGUCAUGGCCGAACUGCAGCGGCACCACCAGAGAGAGAUGGAGCGGCUCCAGAAGGAGAAGGAGCGCCUUCUGUCUGAAGAGGCGGCUGCCACGGCUGCAGCAAUUGAAGCACUUAAGAAGGCACACAGAGAGGAACUGAGCAGAGAGCUGGGCAGGACCCGUGGUUUCCAGAAGGGCAGCUUAGACCCAGAUGCCCUCCGGCGGCAGCAUCAGUCUGAUGUGGAGUCUCUGAAGCGGGAGCUGCAGGUCCUCUCAGAGCAGUAUUCCCAGAAGUGCCUGGAGAUCGGGGACCUGGUACAGAAGGCGGAAGAGCAGGAGCUGACUCUGCAGCAUUGCCAGCAGGAGGGGAAGGAGCUGCUACGGCAAAACCAGGAGUUACAGAGGCGCCUCUCGGAGGAGAUUGGGCAGUUACGGGCCUUCAUUGCAGCCCAGGCCUCACGGGAUGGUGCUUCACCCAACAGUGAAAGGAGCUCUUGUGAGCUGGAGGUACUGCUCCGAGUGAAGGAAAACGAACUCCAGUACCUGAAACAGGAAGUCCAGUGUCUUAGGGAGGAACUCCAUAUGAUGCAAAAGGAUAAAAGGUUUGCUUCUGGGAAAUACCAGGAUGUCUACGUGGAACUGAACCACAUCAAGCGGCGGUCAGAACGAGAGAUUGAACAGCUGAAGGAGCAUCUCCGCCUGGCUGUGGCAGCUCUACAGGAGAAAGAGACACUACACAAUAGCAUUGGUUAGUUGGCUUUGUCCCUCUCUUUGGAGGACAAGACUCAAUCCCAUCCGAUGUCCCCCUCGAGGAAAUGGGACCAAGCCUCCAUCAGUGACUAUCCAUCACGUGCACCUGCCUGCCUCGGCAUGUUUGGGCUGGAUCCUACUACUUGCACCUUCUUUGGGAUUUUAUACAUGAAAAUAUAUUUUAUAUAGUUUUGGGGUGGGUGGGUUACAUUUUAAAGUCUAUACUAUGUUUUUAGCCAGCAGUUGACCAGAAAAGUGAGCCAGGUCCUUUCCCCUCCAGCCUCCUUUCAGUCAUCCAUUGAUUUCCCUCAUCCAGAUCCUUGAGUGCAACUAAACACAUACAUGGCCACCUGCUUCCAUUCAUGCUCAAGCAAGCAUUCACAUACAUCCCAACUUGUACUGUGAGAGUCUCCUUGGAUGGACAUUGUUGAUCCACGUUGACAUGUGUUUUUGGAUGCACUGUGUGCUGGGAGGAUAUUACAUUGAUGGUUUUGAUGAGGAACUGGUUUUGAGCAAAGACUUUCUGGAGUUUCAGUGUUUCGUGUUUUCGAAGGAUCUGAAGACUGACCAUUUGCUUUCAUGUACUCCAAGCAAAGGCAGACUUUUUAAUAUGGAUGAAACGUCUAUGCAUCCCACUACAAAGCAAGCCCCCACUGGAGUUUGUCUUCCACCUGACUACUCCUGUGCGGAGGGAUACCCUGCUGAUGCUGCCAGAGCCAAACAAUGACGGCAGCCUAUUAUUUCUUUCUUCGCAGUUAUAAACUAACUUAAUAAAAACCUCGGAUAUAAAAGGUGA